AUGAAGAACACAAGGGUUAACGUAGCUAUACGAGUCCGACCACUUCUCAAAGCAGAGAUAGAUCGUGGAGAGACUUCCACUGAGCUACUCUCUGUGAAUAGGAAAUAACAACACUAUUUCAUUACAAGCAAGCCACUCAGGAAAAGUAGAUAAGAGCUAUACCUUCGAUAAGGUCAUCUCCUCUGAAGCCACUCAGCAAGAGGUUUACGAUGAGCUAGGCAUCCAAGAGUAUGUUAAGCAGGUUAUUGAUGGCUAUCAUGCAACUAUCUUUGCAUAUGGGCAGACUGGCAGUGGCAAAACCUUCACAAUGGAAGGAUAUAAUUAUUCUAAUGGAGGGAACUCCAAGAAUGGUCCCAAAGCACAAAUCCAAGAUGGUGAUAAUAUUGGAAUUGUUCCACGAGUAAUCAGUUCAAUAUUUUCCCAAGCUGAAGAUACUUCAAAGCAGACUGGUUAUUCUUAUAGAAUAUACUGUUCAUUCUUGCAGCUUUAUCAAGAAAAGAUUUUAGACCUCCUGAAUCCAAACCAUAGUAAAAAGGCAGCCUUCCAGGGUCCUGGUCUGAAACUGAGAUGGAAUAAGCUAGAUAUUUUCACUGUUGAAAACCUAUACAACUUCGAAUGCAAAAGUCCAGAGGAGCUCAUCAAAUACUAUCAUAGUGGGAUCAAUAAUAAGAUUAUGUCAACUCAUAAUCUAAAUAAUGCUAGCUCGAGGUCGCAUUGUGUGUUCACUAUCACUUGUGAGUGAAUAAACCCUGCCAAGCCUGAUAAUGUGGUGGUGUCCAAACUGCAAUUAGUUGAUCUAGCAGGGAGUGAGAGAGCUAACCAGACAGGAGUUAAGGACCAAAUGGCUAAAGAAAGUAUCGAUAUUAACAAAUCUCUAUUUACAUUAAGGCAAGUUAUUACAGCUUUGACUGAUGCUAAAUCUAAGGAUUAUAUUCCAUACCGUGAAUCUAAGUUAACUUGUCUGCUCCGUCAAAGUUUGGGAGGAAAUAGUUAUUCUCUCAUGAUCUCUUGUCUCACACCAAAUGAUAAGUUCUGUGAUGAGAACAAGAGUACUCUAAAUUAUGCUUCAAGAGCAUCAUGAAUUUCAAACAGGCCCAUCAAAAAUGACGAUCCUAAAACAAAAUUAGUAGAUAGCUUAAAGAAGCAGAUCAAAAUCUUGAAUGAAGAACUUAUCAAAGCUAAUCGGCACAUCCUCGAUUUGAGCAUUGUAAAAGGUCAACAAGGAACUUUCUUCGGUAGUGAAAAAAUAUAAAGAAGCAGUUUAAGGAAGAGAGCCAGAUGUUGCUGACAUCUAAUGGGUUCAACCCAAUGUCUGAGUCGAAGCUGACUGUCAAAAAUGAAGAUAUCUUGCCUCCUUUAUCAAAUUUGACAACUCCUGAGAAGAGUAUUAAGAUAAGGACUCAUACAGACCAGUUUUAUGAUGAAGGAGAUGAUCAGCACUUUCCAACUCACCACCCAUCACCUAAAAUGAAAAAUCUGAAAUCGAGUGAGAUCAUGAAACAAGAGACAGGAAGGAAAAAGAGCACUGCAAUGAAUGCUGAAAUGUCUAAGAAAAUAGAGGAAGCAAAAGAAGCUGCAUUCGAAAGAAUAAUGCAUAGUGCCAAUAUUGUCAAAGAAGUUCUCCAGAGGAACAUGUCACUAAGCGAAGACAUCGUUAAAAACCACCAAAUCGUAGAUGAACUCAACCAAAACGUCUACCAACUUCAGAGAGAAAAUGAGGAUUUAAGGGAAAGACUUGAAAUUUUAGAAACAAUCACAGGCAAGGAUUCCUCCUCAUUGAUGAAGAAGAUCAGAGGAAUGACCAGAACAGAUGAAGAUCCUGAAGACACAAGAGAAACUGAAGAGAAGCCACAAGAAGAUGUCAAAGAAUAUGAUGAGAAGGAGAUCAUGGUCCUUCUCACUAAUUCUGACGACUUCAUGGUGAAGAACAAGCAAUCUGUGAUUAAUGCUCUUUAUCGAUUAAGUAAAGAUAAACAAAUAUUAAGCAAGAGGAUUGAAAAUAUGGAAAAGGCUAAGAUUAAGAAGAGUCAUAUGAAACUUCGAAUGACAAACAACAAUUUUUAUAACCCGAAUGGAGUACCAGAUGAAAAAGGAAAGUAUAAAGCCACACUCGACGAAGGAGUUGAUGAUGUUGAGCCUAUCCGAAGCAUUCUUAAUGAAGAUGAAUUAGAUUUCAAUAACAAAUAUAUCCCCCCUCAAGUUAGGAAAGGGAAUAAGCUCAAAUUAGCAAAACAUACAUCUAUGAAAGACAAAAGAAGCUAUCCUUAUCAGAAGAGAGCUUCAGAGGCAAACCAUAGCGCUAAAAGUGAAAUAAAAAUUGCCCAUUCUUUCAACUAUGCUUCUAAAUUUAGGAGAACCAGAGAAUCUUUCCUUGAAAAUGAGUCUUCAGAAAAUAGAAAGAUUUUGGUACAGAAUGACUCUUCUCGUAGAUACAAACCUGGAAAACAAGGUGUGGUUGAGGAGAGGAAGGAAAGGUUAAAUUACUCCUCAGGACCUCACAACCACAAUUUGACAGCAACAUCAGCUAUGAACUUUGAUCAGAAUAUGUUGUACAACCCAUCUAGACUCAAGAAAUCCCCGUAUGAAAUAAUGGGCUAUGACCAGCCCAAUGUGGUGCAAGGACGAAAGGGAAAGCUACCUUCACAUUCCAAGAAAUUCAGAAGUAAGAAGAAAUUUUAG
Molecule: messenger RNA, 2679 nt
Organism: Moneuplotes crassus
Lineage: Eukaryota; Ciliophora; Spirotrichea; Euplotida; Euplotidae
Source: the annotation of a GenBank genome assembly